UGGAUCUCCAUCACCGCACAUGCGCAGAGCCGCACAUGCGCAUACAACCGGUCCUAUAUCGCAACACUGGCAUCAGAUCCUACUACCUCUCUUGAUGACCGUUAGGUUGGUUUGAACUCUGUAAAUAUUUACGUUUCAAUAGAAAAACUGUAUGUCUCUUUCCUCGAUUUCUUCCAUCAGGCACUUUUCGACGAAAUAAUAUUCGCAUCGUGUUCAGUUAAAUACGUUCUAUCAUACAGAUCAGACACAAUGUGUGGUGGAAGCUUCCGUUGGUUAAGUAUAUGUUAUGAAGAAGAGAAUGCAAAGGAGUUUCGAGUAAAGUGUCGAGAAGGAUCUUGCGGAAAGAGUUUUAUAUACGCGAAGGAACCUGAGAAUUUUGUCAAACACAUGAAUAGACAGCAUAGAGAUAUUGCUCUCCGUGAAUUGAACAAUACAACGGGCGAGUGGAAAUUCUUUCGGACAAUGACAACGAAGAAGAAUGUAUAUUAUAUGCAAUGUAUUUUAUGUAAAUAUGAAGCUAAAAUUACAGCUUCAGAUGAUGACUUAUGGAAACACAUAUUUCGUGCACAUAACACAAACGAGCUACUAUUCUAUAAAGAACGACAUUGGAUUUGGAAAUAUUUGAUUGCUUAUGGAGAUUCAUCUGCAAAAUGUAUUAUUUGUCUAACUAAAACUGUAAAAUUAUCUAUUAACACUACAGAGUUAAAAGACCAUAUAGAAAAGGAACAUAAAGACAAGUGGCAUGUGAUGCUCGCAUAUGAAACAUUACAGGCUGGAACAAAUAGACAGUCUUGGAACUAUCUUGCUACCAAGAACAAGUGGUUGAAGAAAUGUUAUGAAGAUCCUUCGAAUUUUCGAGCAAAAUGUAAACUUUGCAAACGCAGUAAAUUAUAUGUCAAAAUUGAAAACUUUAAGACACAUGUAGCGAAGCAUCAUGUGUUUACUGAUCAGCUUGAAAGAGGAAACGUAGCUAAAACAUUGGCAGGGAAUAAUUUAGACUUUUCAUAUUUUAGAUACUCAAGAAAUAAAAAAGAAAUACAAUGUAUUUUUUGUUAUACAGUUUUUCAGAGAAGGUCAGUCACCUGUUAUAAUGAUAUGUUCACACACUCAAAAGAGCAUUCUUCAAAUAUCUCUAAACAUGAUCGCUAUAUAAUUAAACAACAUUAUGUACUUAAAUAUAUUAAACAAACUGCAGACUAUGCGACAUGUAGGAUUUGCGAUACAUAUGUAGACUUUGAAUGUAAUAUGAUCCUCUUAAAAAAGCAUUGGCAAACAGCACAUACAGAAAAUUUCAAAAGAAUACAAGAAGAUUUGAAACAAGAAGCAGCAAACGGUCAAGCUGUACCGUCGACAAGCCAUGAAAACUGGAAGAAAAACGAUCAUUCAUCUGUGCAUAGAGUUCGACAAUGGAAAUGAUGAUAAGGGCAUUUUUAAGCAGCAUCCCAUGAUCAACUAUAACCACAAUCUUGACAUUGACAAGUGAUUUGAAACAUUUGAAAACAGCGUAUUUUGACUUAUUUAUCGCAUAUCCGUUUUGUGUUUAUAUAAAUGUACACAAUUUGUAAAUUAAAUAUAUAUAUUUACAAAUUU
This is a messenger RNA of Linepithema humile (Argentine ant), 1590 nucleotides long. The record is from RefSeq and is a predicted model, not a curated record. Lineage: Eukaryota; Metazoa; Arthropoda; Insecta; Hymenoptera; Formicidae.